CCCUUUUCCAAGGCUUCUAAACCCCCCAGAAGCAAAACACAUUUUGACCACACGAGGACAUUCAACGACAAUGACAUUUCCCUCCACCACAGACAAUCCCAGAGUCAAUAGCGCUGUAAAGGCCUUUUUCGCUAUCCACCAAACAGACCCAAAUAUCGUCGCAUCUCCAGAUCACACAGAGAUCCCUUACUCGGUUCUCUACCAUUCCCGCCUGGUUCACUGGACCCAAACCCUCUCCGCCCCCGAUACUCCCUCCGAGCCCCUUUUUCUCGCCGCCCAUACUCAGCAUAUCCGUCGUUGGACAGUUCCGCGUGCGUCGUUUCCAGAAGGGUUAGCUGGAUACAAACGCUGGAGAAGCUCGCUGGCAAAGUUCCACGCUGAAGAGGCGGAAAGAGUGCUACGGGAAAGUGGGUACGGCGAUGAGGAUGCCGACAUAAUACAACGAGUGAAAGACUUGCUUCAAAAGCGAAACUUGAAAACGGACGCUGAAAUGCAACUGUUUGAAGAUGCCAUUUGCUUGGUGUUCCUCGAAAAGGAAUUCGAAGCCUUUGUCGCAAAGUACGAUGAAGCAAAGGUUAUUGAUGUGUUGAGAAAGACUUGGGUAAAGAUGGGAAGUAAAGGACAUGAAGCGGCAUUGCAAUUGGCUGGUGGCCUCCCCGAAGACUUGCAAGCUGUUGUCCACAAGGCCCUAACGGAAGAUGCCUCUGAUCCCAAAGUUGCAUAGGAGUAUAUACUUCAUUAGCAGCGUUCCCCAGUCAUUAACCAGGUGUACCAUCAUAAGGAUGGCACACAAACCUGGCAGCCAUGUAGAAAAGAGAACAGUACACAGGACAUGUACAUAUCCAAUUAAUAUUUCAGAAUAUCCAUCACUAAUCGCCCUAGCAGUAUAGAAUAGCACUGUCGCCCCUCUUGUAUGAUAUAGCAUUAAAGAUGUAGCGUACUUGUUUACAUGGCUGAUGCAACUCUAUUUGCAUAUCAUUUUCUUAUAGUACACCGCCAAUAUACUAAUCGUCUGAUAUUAUAUCAAAGAGACCAGAUACACCCUCAUACACUG
Messenger RNA from Spizellomyces punctatus DAOM BR117, 1054 nucleotides. RefSeq names its product glutamyl-tRNA synthetase. The coding region runs from base 71 to 724 and encodes 217 amino acids. Lineage: Eukaryota; Fungi; Chytridiomycota; Chytridiomycetes; Spizellomycetales; Spizellomycetaceae. The record is from RefSeq and is a predicted model, not a curated record. The transcript has a single exon.